AUGCAAAGUUUCCUAGCCAAAUAUCCACAUGCAAAACCACUGGUGGUGCUUCCAAAAGGAAUACUGCCUACUUGGAAAAAGGAGUUUCAGAUAUGGCAAAUUGAGGACACUCCGCUGUAUGAUUUUUACUCCGUUAAGGCAGAUAAUAGGCAUCAGCAAUUGGAGGUGUUGAAACAAUGGGUGGAGCAGAAGAGUAUCCUUUUCCUAGGGUACAAACAGUUCUCCUCAAUUGUCUGUGAUGAUGGGAAUAAUCAGGUGUCGGUUACUUGCCAGGAGAUAUUGCUUAAGAGACCUUCAAUUCUAAUUUUGGAUGAAGGGCACACUCCAAGGAAUGAGAAUACAGACGUGUUACAAUCUCUGGCCAAAGUGCAGACGCCUCGUAAAGUUGUGCUUUCUGGAACCCUCUACCAAAAUCAUGUCAAGGAGGUGUUCAAUGUAUUGAAUCUAGUUCGUCCUAAGUUUCUGAGGAUGGAUACUUCCCGAAGUAUUGUCAAGCGUAUCUUGAGUAAAGUAAACAUUCCAGGUGCGAGGAAGCAAUUCAAAGCAGGUGCAGAUGCAGCUUUCUAUGAAUUGGUAGAACACACGAUACAGAAAGACCAAGAUUUUAAAAGGAAGGUGAAUGUUAUUCGAGAUUUGCGUGAGAUGACUAGCAAGGUUCUUCACUAUUAUAAAGGAGAUUUCUUGGAUGAGCUUCCAGGACUGAUUGAUUUCACUGUAGUGCUUAACCUCAGUUCCAAACAGAAGCACGAAGUGCAAAAGUUGAAGAAGCUGGCAAGGAAGUUCAAGAGAAGUUCUGUUGGGAGUGCUGUUUAUCUACACCCAAAGUUGAACUCCUUCUCUGAGAAUUCGGCUGUAACUGAUGGUAUGAUGGAUAACUUGCUAGAGACAUUAGAUGUGAGAGAGGGAGCCAAGGCAAAAUUCUUCCUUAAUAUAUUAAGCUUAUGCGAUUCAUCUGGGGAGAAGCUCCUGGUUUUCAGCCAGUACCUUACACCCUUAAAGUUUUUAGAAAGACUUGUGAUGAAAGUAAAGGGCUGGGUUCUAGGAAAAGAGAUCUUUGUGAUCUCUGGUGAAUCAAGUUCUGAUCAUCGAGAGUGGUCCAUGGAGCGAUUCAACAAUUCCACAGAUGCUAAAGUUUUCUUUGGAUCUAUUAAGGCAUGCGGAGAAGGGAUAUCCUUGGUGGGAGCAUCUCGCUUAAUUAUCUUAGAUGUUCAUCUUAAUCCUUCGGUGACUCGCCAGGCAAUAGGACGUGCAUUCCGACCCGGGCAAACAAAGAAAGUUUACUCAUAUAGGUUGGUUGCUGCUGAUUCACCUGAAGAGGAAGAUCAUACCACAUGCUUCAGGAAGGAAGCAAUUGCUAAAAUGUGGUUCGAGUGGAACGAAUACUGUGGUUACCAGGAUUUUGAGGUGGAGACCGUUGCUUUGGAUCACAGUGGAGAUCGCUUCUUGGAAAGUUCGCUGGUGAGGGAAGAUGUAAGGGUUCUGUAUAAAAGGUUAGUGCACGGUGGUAGUUGUUUUAAUUUUCGCAUAUGCAAAUCUCCAUUGUUUCUCCUUAGAUUUUUCCUCCAUAUGUUUCAGGUAGGACUUGACGUGAUAGGGCCGAAGUGCUGGAGUAGGCAGAAAUAA
Molecule: messenger RNA, 1623 nt
Organism: Dovyalis caffra
Lineage: Eukaryota; Viridiplantae; Streptophyta; Magnoliopsida; Malpighiales; Salicaceae
Source: the annotation of a GenBank genome assembly